AUGAAGCAAAAACGAAAAGAACUGACUGAAAGUGAACGAAGUCAAGAAAUAAAACCUCCUGCUCGAAGCGGAAGACCACCUACUUUAACUAAACGUGACACGCGACAUUUAUUUCGUAUUAUCAAAAAUGAUAAAAAAGUUACUUUAAAUGUUUUACAAAAUGAAUUUUUGCAAUCUACAUCCAUUGAAGUUUCUACACGUACUAUACAACGGUAUAUUCAUAUUGAAGAUAUUUUUGCCUAG
This is a messenger RNA of Ambispora gerdemannii, 243 nucleotides long. The record is from the annotation of a GenBank genome assembly. Lineage: Eukaryota; Fungi; Glomeromycota; Glomeromycetes; Archaeosporales; Ambisporaceae.